GAUGUUUCCCCGGUGCAGAAGAGGCAGCGCCUUUUGUCAGCCCCGAAGGACCAAUAUGGGGUUGUAUGUGAGGCUGUUUGUGAUCUUAGCCUGGAGUCUGGAGGAGGCGGUGGCGGCUCAGCCAGGGCCAGCCUCCCCCGUCCUCUACGAAUGCAACAAGACCAGCAUCCAUCUCGUCAUCAAGACGGACCCUUGGGGCACCGGCCUCCGGCUGAACCCGCAACACCUGCAGAUGGGCACCUGCUUGCCUUCCUCAGAGAGCCCUCAGCAGGGCCUUCUCCACUUCCAGUAUGCCUUCAAAGCGUGUGGAUUCGCCCGGCUGACUUCGGGCACCAUGGUGGAGUACUCCGCUGACCUUGUCUACAGACCUCUGUCCAGCCACGGCAGGUUCUACGCCCGCCCUUUCUCGGAGAGGAUAAACUGUACGGAUUAUGAGGCUCAGCGCUUGGUUCCAGCACCGGUGGCAUCGGUCACUGGCCAGCUCUCUGCUUCCAGUGGGCUGAUGUUCUCAGGGACAAUCAUGAAGGAGGAUUUCAGCGCUCCGUCGGACUCAACCGUCUUCUUCCUGGGCUCCCAGAUCCACAUAGAGUUCGCCGCGAAGAGUUUUCUCCACCGGCCUUUACGGGUUUUCGUGGAUGAAUGUGUAGCUGCCCCAACGCCGGAGCUCCACAAAUCUCCCAGCAAUUACACCGUCAUUGCAAACCACGGGUGCCUGUUGGACAGCAGAGUGGCGGAGUCCCGGUUCCUCCCUCGGAGAUCCCCGGACGUGAUCCACCUCUCUUUGCAAGCCUUCGAAUUUGUGGGCGUGGAUUCCGAGAUCUACCUUCACUGCCAGGUGCUGGUCUGGGACCCAGACGUCCUCACUGACCCCAUCAGGAAGGCCUGUUCAUACCAUAGAGACAUCAACAGAUGGGAGAAUCUGGAUGAUCCCUCCAGCUCGGUCUGCCGGUGUUGUGACUCCGAGUGCCAUGGGGCUUGGGCUCGUCCCCGGAGGGACCUCAGAGCCUCUCCAGCGGAAGCUGACCUGUUGCAGUCGAAUGUGGUGGUUCGCCGCUUGGUGGUUCAGAAGCCGACUCAAAAUGCAGGCAGCUACGCAUGGGGCUCAAGCCGCUCCUUGGCUGCCAGGAGGCACAAAGGUAAGGUCGGGUGCAAGGGGCGCUGGGGCUCAGGAGACGCGGGGCCUGAGGAACGCCGGGGAGGACUCCUCCGAUGGAUCGGUGCAGAUGUGGAGUAAACUUAAUAAAUGUCACCCAAACCCA
This is a messenger RNA of Pogona vitticeps (central bearded dragon), 1259 nucleotides long. NCBI's taxonomy places the organism in Eukaryota, Metazoa, Chordata, Lepidosauria, Squamata, Agamidae. The record is from RefSeq and is a predicted model, not a curated record.